Messenger RNA from Loa loa (African eye worm), 1767 nucleotides. RefSeq lists its product as hypothetical. Gene Ontology annotation, molecular function: hydrolase activity, hydrolyzing O-glycosyl compounds. Bases 1 to 1767 code for a protein of 588 amino acids. Gene Ontology annotation, biological process: carbohydrate metabolic process. The record is from RefSeq and is a predicted model, not a curated record. The transcript has 10 exons. NCBI's taxonomy places the organism in Eukaryota, Metazoa, Nematoda, Chromadorea, Rhabditida, Onchocercidae.
AUGUCCACAAUACCAUUACAUAUUGGUAAUUUACAAUUUGAUUUUACAAAACGUUUAUUUUCAAUCGAUCGAUUUGAUGAUCAUAAUUCAACAAUUACUGCAACUAAUCUUACUACAACAAAACAGCAACAAUUUAAACGAACAUUAACAGUGAAUAUUGGCUGUGCUAUUAUUGAUCAAACUAUACAAAUAAAAGAAUAUACUAUGAAUGAUAAUUUGAUAACAGUUAAAAUUGAUAAUGGAAUUGAACUGAUAAUUAAAUAUGAUGCAACAGAAGAAUUAUACGAAAAAUAUGACAUAGAAUGGUUAAGUACCAGAGAUUAUCAUUAUAUGAAAGAUAUAAUACAAGCUGAUACAAAUAGCCAGUGGUAUGGUGGACCUCAAGUAGCUCAACAAACUUGGCCAUUAGCUGAAACUAUGCAACAUUUUUCACCAUAUGUACCAUCGGAUACACUAAAGGCUAAUACUGUUGCACCAACUCUUUCCUAUUCAAUAUUUGUAGCAAAACGCUGUACGUUACGUGAAUUUCACGUACUUCUUCAUAAAAAUUUAUACGAUUCAUGUACAACUAUUCCUGAUGAAGCAUUGAUUCGUAAGCCUAUUUGGUCAACUUGGGCAAGGUACUCGGAGAAAGUAACUCAGUAUGAUGUGCUUGAAUUUGCUCAAGAAAUUCUAAAUAAUCAUGCUCCGAUCAGCCAGCUUGAGUUGGAUGAUAAUUGGGCCACAUGUUAUGGCGAUUUUGAGUUUAAUAAGACCAAAUUCCCGGAUGUCGAAGGUAUGUGCAGGCAACUCGAUCAAUGGAAAAUUCGCUUAACUCUAUGGAUCCAUCCAUUUGUCAAUUUGGUUAGUGACAAUGGAAAUAAUCCGGCAUUACGGCAUUUUUUUGUGAAAGAUUCCAGUGGUCAACCCGGAAUCGUUGAAUGGUGGCAAGGACAAGCCUAUGUGAUCGAUUUCACAAAUCCUGAAGCGGUGCACUGGUUUUGUGAACAAUUGGAAAAAAUCAAAAAGCUUGGCAUUUUUUCAUUCAAAUUUGAUGCAGGUGAGGUGACCUAUCUUCCAGAAGAUGUUUGUCUACAUUUCGGUGCUUCGCCAAAUGAUUUCUGCGAAGCUUACGUAAGAACAGCUGCUUCAUUUGGAUCCUCAAUUGAGGUGAGAAUUUUUCGUCGUACACAGGCUUUGCCGAUAUUUUACAGGACAAUGGAUCGUCUAUCAACCUGGAAUAACAUUGGUUUAAACACUUUAAUACCAGUGGUACUUAAUUUCGGAUUACACGGUUAUUUCUAUAAUUUACCGGAUAUGAUAGGUGGUAAUGGAUAUGGUGGCCAAAGAUGUAGUAAAGAACUGUAUAUCCGUUGGAUGCAGGCAAAUGAGUUUCUGUUAUCCAUGCAAUUUUCGUACCCUCCAUGGCAGUACGACGAUGAGAUGUGUGAUAUAUUCCAUCGGAUUAUGAAAAAACGUAAUGAGCUAUUAAAUUUCUUGAUUGAAGCUUGCCGGAAAAGUUGCAAAAGUGGUCAACCUGUAAUACGGCCGCUAUGGUGGCUUUCGGAAGUUCCAGAAGCAUUUUGUUCUGGUGAUCAGUUUGUUAUCGAUGAUACUAUGAUCGUUGCGCCAAUUUUGAUUGAAGGUGCAACGUCACGAAGUGUUUUCCUACCGGAUGGUAUUUGGGAGCAUGAGUUAACGCACGAUAUUUACAAAGGACCGAGUAAAUUGACUAUUGAAGGUCCUCUUUUCCAUCAUGCACCGCCAUAUUUUACCCUUGUCGGAUAA